Ramularia collo-cygni is the source of this 1410-nucleotide messenger RNA. RefSeq lists its product as uncharacterized. Gene Ontology annotation, molecular function: protein binding. NCBI's taxonomy places the organism in Eukaryota, Fungi, Ascomycota, Dothideomycetes, Mycosphaerellales, Mycosphaerellaceae. The record is from RefSeq and is a predicted model, not a curated record. The coding region runs from base 1 to 1410 and encodes 469 amino acids. The transcript has 3 exons.
AUGGACCAGCUACCGACGACAUUAAUCGACCUGCUGUCAAACUCGAUCAUUCUACGACAAACGAUCCCAUACUUGCCAAUCAGAGAACUACGCCGUCUGACUCUCACAUCAAAAGCACUACGAGAACUGUUAUACAGCAGUCCGGACGCAUGGCGACAUCUGAACUUGACCACGGUACGGCGAGCGAUCAUCGAUAGCUCACCCAUCGAUGUUGGGGGAAUGUCGUGGAGAGCAGAAAGAAUGGACGAAUCCCUGACUGAAGACGACUUCUAUGCUGGACCUCUACGUGGAAUUCUCGGUAGUCUCCAUUCCAAACAGGUCCUGAAGCACGUCUCAACUCUCAUCCUGGAUGGAUUGAGUGUUCCGGCUGACCUUGUUCGAGAGAUCAUAUCUGAAGAUCGCUAUCGAGUGAGGAUCCUCAGUGUUCGAGAAUGCAAGAACUUGAAUUUGUCGAAGCUGCAGCAGGUUUUACGCUAUGUUACGAGACCUACGCGAGCGGAGGGUACGCCCGUUCUUCAAGCCAUGUACAUCUUUGGACCAAAAGAUGGACCUCAAUUGAAGAAGGCCAUCCAAUUACCAGACUCAAGUCCAUCACUAGGAGUCAUGGGAUUGCAGGGAGCUCAAAUUGGCGCAGAAUGGAAUCAACGGUCCUCGGAAGUUCUCCACUCCACCAUGUCAGAUGAGCAAAGCAAAUGGUACGGCUGCACCGGUCGAGCAAUCAGACGGCCGCUUUCAGAUUGGGCAGAGACCUUGACCGUCUGCAAAGACAUCAUCAGUUUCGACGCUGUGCUCUGCCGAGGACCCCGCCACGACAUCACGAAAGUCUCAAGCGAAGACUUCCUCCAACCAAGCAUCGCCACAGUAGCAUUAGGGCCCAGCGGCUGUGAAAGCUGCAAAACCACCCCAGAAAUUCCAGCAAUAUUUUCUGUGUCGUCAGAUUCCCAUCUUCCUCUCCUCGGACCCGUCCCAAGCCACUCGCCCACCCUCCGCGCAGCCCUGAGGCCUGGAAAAUCAGAAGAUAGCACCUUCCCGAGACUCAUCCUCCGAUGCGAAGAUUGUCUCCGCGGUCGCUGGUGUGAACAAUGUAAUCGCUGGUGGUGUGAAAAUUGUUACCCGGAUCCUGUUUCUCGAGCCCAUACUCGCACGGAAAUGCAGCAAUUGGAACUUCGAGAGGAAUUACAAAGCAAUGGAUGGGUGACAGCGACUACUGAGCCAAAACUCUCGACAAAGGUGGGCGUCCAUCGCGACUGUUUCGAGUGCGGACGGACCUGCGAGCAGUGUAAAAGCCAGGUUAUCAAGAAUUGUCGGCAGUGUCUGGCGGAGUAUUGCUUUCCGCAUGACGAGCAUUGUUCGGAGGUCAAGUGUGGUUGGUGCAAUUAUAUCGGUAGAAGGACUCGCGAGGAGUUCUGA